This is a messenger RNA of Rhizopus microsporus ATCC 52813, 2103 nucleotides long. RefSeq lists its product as uncharacterized. Lineage: Eukaryota; Fungi; Mucoromycota; Mucoromycetes; Mucorales; Rhizopodaceae. Bases 115 to 1683 code for a protein of 522 amino acids. The transcript has 2 exons. The record is from RefSeq and is a predicted model, not a curated record.
UGGCGUACAUAACCUUUUUUAUAAGGAGAUCCCAGGUCGACUUGUCCUUCCCUUGUUUUUUUAAUGUAGCACAUAAUUUUUAUUUCUUUUUCUCUUCUUUUCCCUCAUCUCAUUAUGGUUGAGCCUACAAAGGACAAUACGGACGGAUUUGCUAAUAAAGACACUCAAGGCAGUCAAACAAAAAGCGCUGAUGUUAAGGACACAGGUGCCAAAGAUACUGGCGUAAAUGGUGCAGCUGUUGAUAACCCUUCGAGCAGUAAAGACGCAUCUGAUCCUUUCGCAAACGCCGAUCCUCCCAAUACGACUAGUCCCAAGACAAGUGCUGCUCCAGAACCGACGACCCAACCAAAGCCAGCACCUACGACCACACAGCCGAAACCAGAACCGACGACGACGACUGCUGCUCAACCAAAGCCAACUACAACCACUCAGCAGAAGCCUGAUCCUACUACCACCAAGGCUGCUGCUACUACUACUGCAGCUCCAGUAGCACCAUCUAUUGCCAACACGCCAUCUGUCAAUGCUGCUUCAUCCGUCAUUGUGCCCAAGCUUUCUACCUCGUCCACGACUACGGCCAUAACAGAAGCAAUAACUUCCAUGAUGUCAAACACCGCCAUACCAAGCAUCUCAUCCACUCAAAGCAUUCUACCCAGUGCAACAUCUUCUGUUGCACCUGCCGGAGACAACCCCAACAACACCGCACUCAUUGGCGGCAUUGUUGGUGCCAUUGCUGGUGUCGCGGCCAUUGGUGCCUUUGCUUUAUUGAUGAUUCGUCGUAGCAGACACAAGGCUAAAAGUACGCGGGCAAGCAGGACUAUGGACGAGAUUUUCACGCCUAAUGGCACAACAGGCGACGGAACAAAGAAUUAUGAUACAUAUCAAGGAGGCGCCGCUCAUCCAUCUGAACAAGGCUUUACAGUAGGUAAUCUUCACGAUUACGCUGCUGCUGCUUCACCUACUGUGACCUACGCUGGUGCCUAUCAAGAGCCUGGAAACCAAUAUUAUAAUGCUGUACCUCAUGAGCACUAUCAAGAUGCUGGAUAUGCUCAUGAUGCAGCCUAUGCUCAUGGCCAACCUACUAACUUUGCUCCCGGUGCUGCUGUUGUUGCUGGUGCUGCUACUGCUGCUACAUAUCCUGUUACUCAGCAAGAAGAGAUGUACUACGAAUCCAAGCCAAACGAACAUGAUGCCUAUCAACAUGACCCUAAUCAACAGCAAGAUAAAGUUUAUCAUGGUCCUGAUCAACAUUUGUAUCAUGACAACGACCAACAAGUGUAUCAAGAUCCCAACACACAGAUGUACCAUGAUCCCAACGCACAAAUGUACGUCGAUCCACAUCAACAAGGUUACUAUGAUCCCAACCAGCAGGCCUAUCCCGAUCCUCAUCAGCAAAUGUACCAUGAUCCUCAUCAACAAGCCUAUCACGAUCCAAAUCAACAAAUGUACCAUGAUCCCAACUAUCAGUAUCAAGAACAAUAUCAUAGUCCAAACAUGUCAUAUCAACAAGCUCAGCCAUCACACAACAGCCCUACUGUCGGCAACUACCAUCUAGAACAACCUCUUACAUCACCGCAACCACAACAACAACAGCAAACAUAUCGUCUCUCAGUAGAUCUGGGACAUAACCAACAAACCCCUUCUGGCACAUUCAUCGAGACUCAUCCAGGAAAGCCUGGUCAUUAAAAACUUGUGUUUCUCUUGUAUAGCAUGUUUUGUUAUUGUAGUAAUAAAUACAACCUCAUUUUAAUAGUUACAACAUGUUUCCAUUUUAAUAGAUGUUUAUUACAUGAUAUAAGUCAAAAAUAGUAUUAGUAAAUGAAUUGCUUGGCAUAUAUCUAAUGAUCAUCCUUAUCUGGACGGGUAACAAUGAAACUUGUAGCUGUUUUAUUCAUUACCUCCAAAAAACGAGGCGUACAGGCACCAGGAUUUAUAUCAAAGGUCGUUUCGGGAUCACAGUAGCAUUUACUUUGAAGUAACCAUUUAUCUUCUGUAGGACAAUGUUCAAAAAAAUCGUGCUUGUAGCCAAUGUCAUAAAACCAAUGAACAUCAGAUCUUUUCAGCAUCAACGCCACAGCAAUGGAAUGAACAGGCGCAUCUCCCCAU